This is a messenger RNA of Daucus carota subsp. sativus, 2162 nucleotides long. RefSeq names its product V-type proton ATPase subunit B2. Gene Ontology annotation, biological process: vacuolar acidification; ATP metabolic process; proton transmembrane transport. The record is from RefSeq and is a predicted model, not a curated record. Bases 194 to 1657 code for a protein of 487 amino acids. The transcript is spliced from 15 exons. Gene Ontology annotation, molecular function: ATP binding; proton-transporting ATPase activity, rotational mechanism. Gene Ontology annotation, cellular component: proton-transporting V-type ATPase, V1 domain. Lineage: Eukaryota; Viridiplantae; Streptophyta; Magnoliopsida; Apiales; Apiaceae.
AUUGCUAUUAUUUUCAUUAUUAUUUGGAAUAAAUAAAUAUUCAAUCUCUACAAUUAUUGCGAAAACGAUUUAUAGCUGAAUUUUAAUUUUAUAUAUCCACACACACACUCAGAUCUCAGUACUCGUUGGUUUUUGCAUCUCCUUUUAUUACCCCCUUUCUCUCUAUCUCUCUCAGAUCGAACACGAGACAAGUAUGGGUGCUGAAAACAAUUUCGACAUGGACGAUGGGACGCUUGAGAUUGGCAUGGAAUAUAGGACGGUCUCGGGUGUUGCUGGACCACUGGUUAUCCUUGAUAAAGUUAAGGGACCUAAGUUUCAAGAGAUUGUGAACAUUCGAUUAGGGGAUGGAACAACUCGACGAGGUCAAGUUUUAGAGGUCGAUGGGGAGAAAGCUGUUGUUCAGGUAUUUGAAGGAACAUCUGGAAUUGACAACAAAUACACAACUGUGCAAUUUACAGGAGAGGUCCUGAAAACUCCCGUCUCAUUGGAUAUGCUUGGGCGCAUAUUUAACGGUUCCGGGAAACCAAUUGAUAACGGUCCUCCAAUUCUACCUGAGGCUUAUUUGGAUAUUUCUGGAAGUUCUAUUAAUCCUAGUGAGAGAACAUAUCCCGAGGAGAUGAUUCAGACUGGGAUCUCAACAAUUGAUGUCAUGAAUUCCAUUGCUAGAGGGCAGAAAAUUCCUCUUUUUUCUGCUGCAGGUCUUCCACAUAAUGAAAUUGCGGCUCAGAUAUGCCGUCAGGCUGGUCUGGUCAAGCGGUUGGAGAAAACCGAGAAUCUGUUGGAGGAUGGAGAGGAUGAUAAUUUUGCCAUAGUGUUUGCUGCCAUGGGGGUCAACAUGGAGACUGCCCAGUUUUUCAAACGUGAUUUUGAGGAAAAUGGUUCGAUGGAAAGAGUCACCCUUUUUCUGAACUUGGCUAAUGAUCCUACUAUCGAACGUAUUAUUACGCCUCGAAUUGCUUUAACCACCGCGGAAUACCUAGCAUAUGAAUGCGGGAAGCACGUUCUUGUCAUUUUAACGGAUAUGAGCUCAUAUGCCGACGCUCUUCGUGAGGUUUCUGCUGCCCGGGAGGAAGUUCCGGGAAGACGUGGUUACCCUGGUUAUAUGUAUACUGAUCUUGCUACCAUUUAUGAACGUGCUGGGCGAAUUGAAGGCCGAAAGGGAUCCAUCACGCAGAUUCCAAUUCUAACUAUGCCAAAUGAUGAUAUUACUCAUCCCACUCCGGAUCUUACUGGUUAUAUUACUGAGGGUCAGAUAUACAUUGACAGACAACUCCAAAACCGACAGAUAUAUCCCCCAAUAAAUGUGCUUCCGUCCUUGUCUAGGUUGAUGAAGAGUGCCAUUGGCGAGGGCAUGACCCGCAGGGAUCAUUCUGAUGUGUCUAACCAGCUAUAUGCAAACUAUGCUAUUGGCAAAGAUGUUCAGGCAAUGAAAGCUGUGGUUGGAGAAGAAGCUUUGUCUUCUGAGGAUCUGUUGUACUUGGAGUUCUUGGACAAAUUUGAAAGGAAGUUUGUUGCUCAAGGAGCAUAUGAUACUCGUAACAUCUUCCAGUCACUUGAUUUAGCAUGGACAUUAUUGAGAAUUUUUCCGCGAGAGCUUCUCCAUCGUAUACCAGCAAAGACACUUGAUCAGUUCUACAGUCGAGAUGUAGCUAACUGAUGUCAGAAAUAAAUCUUUUGUACCUAUCCGUAUGUUGAAUCCCUGGGCUUGAGUUUUGUGUUCACGUAUUCUGUGGCUUUGCUUCUUAGGUUCAUUCUCCUAUAUUCAGCUCCAAUAAUAAAGAGAUCUUGUUCUCGCUGAGUUCCCCAUAGCCUCAGCACCUCAAUAGUUAAGAGACAUCAAUUCUUUUCAAUGAGAAACCGUUCAAAUUUUAAGUACAGUAAUUUUAUAUAGCUACAUGCCUGCAGUUUCUUUGUUUGCUGGCGGAUAUGGGUUAUGGUAUGAGAAACAUUAGGUCCUCUGGAUCCUAGCAGUCGUGUUUAUGGUGCUUGUUCUAUUAAUUAUUUCUUUUUGUGUGAAGCUUAAUUUUUGGGGUAUUUAUUUAGGUAAUAAAUUUUUUAAUGUAAAAUUUAGUAUAUUUGACGAUGAUGUCAGACCAGACUUCAUGUAUUGAAGUAUGUAUUAUAUAUCAUUAUAUCCUACCAUUUUGCUAGUUAAGAUGAAA